Molecule: messenger RNA, 1585 nt
Organism: Penicilliopsis zonata CBS 506.65
Lineage: Eukaryota; Fungi; Ascomycota; Eurotiomycetes; Eurotiales; Aspergillaceae
Exons: 7
Coding region: 1-1575 (524 amino acids)
Molecular function (GO): N,N-dimethylaniline monooxygenase activity; flavin adenine dinucleotide binding; NADP binding
Source: RefSeq, a predicted model, not a curated record
AUGCCAGCCUUAGCUAUUAACUCGCUGGACCUGGACCUGGUCUGCUACGAUAAGAACCCCUCCAUCGGAGGUACGUGGUAUGAGAAUAAGUAUCCCGGAUGUGGAUGCGAUAUUCCAUCCGUCAAUUACCAGUUCUCAUGGGCGCCGUCUGCGUGGAGCAAUUUCUACUCUACUGCCCCUGAGAUCUUGCAGUAUCUUCAAACAGUUGUUGCCGACCACGGUCUGAUGAAAUAUAUGUGCCUCAAUUCCAAGGUGGUUGGCGCUACAUGGGACGAACCCAGCGCUCAAUGGCACGUCAAGAUUGAAAAGACCGACGGCACAAUCAGUGCCGACCAGGCGCAUGUUCUCAUCAACGCAAGCGGUGCUCUCAACAAGUGGAAGUGGCCUGCCAUUCCCGGCCGUGAGACCUUCCACGGCCCAGUCCUUCACAGCGCCAGAUGGGAGGAAACCAUUCAACUGCAAGAUAAAAGGGUGGCUGUAAUUGGGUCUGGCUCGUCUGCCGUGCAGAUCGUGCCCAAUAUACAGCCAGUCGUUGCCUCCUUGACGUGUUUUAUUCGCAGUCAAUCCUGGGUGACUGCGGGAGUCGCCCAGCGAUUUGCAGGAAGCUUUACCUACAGUGAAAUGCAGCAAGAUGUGAUGCGCAAUGACCCAAAGAAGUACCUGGCGUAUCGCAAGAAGAUUGAAUCCGAGCUCAACUCGCGAUUCAGAUUCAUCCUCAACGGCUCAAAGGAACAAGCCGCGGCCUGUGCAGCCGCAGAAAAAGACAUGCGCGCCCGACUGGCAAAGAAGCCCGAACUUGCUUCCCUGCUCAUCCCAUCCAACUUCCCCCUGGGCUGUCGUCGUCCAACCCCUGGCGCCGGAUACCUGGAAGCCCUCUGCGAGGAGAAUGUGACGGUGGUGCCCGACGAGAUCACCGAAAUCACCCCCAAGGGCAUCCGCACAGCUGACGGCGUCGAGCAUCUCGUCGAUGUGUUGAUUUGUGCCACAGGCUUCGAUCUCAGCUGGAAACCGAGCUUUCCCAUCAUCGGCCGUCACUCGCGUAGUCUCAGUACAGAGUGGGCAGAGACCCCGAGUACUUAUUUAUCCAUUACUGUCCCUCAUUUUCCCAACUAUCUCAUUUUCAAUGGCCCGUACGGCCCAUACGGUCACGGCAGCUUCCUACCCAUCACAGAGACGCUCUCACGGCACUUUCUUCAGAUGCUGCGCAAGAUGGCAGAAGAGACAGUGCUCUCCUUUGAGGUCAAGGAAGAAGCUGUCGCCGACUUUGCCCAGCACCGCCGCGCCUUUCUCCCGCGCACGGCCUGGUCGGCGCCGUGCCACUCGUGGUUCAAGCACGGCGGGGAGAUCAUGAUGUGGCCCGGUUCGCGCAUCCAUUUCUUCGACACGCUCAAAUCCCCGCGCUGGGAGGAUUACCAUCUCACCUAUCUGUCGGCGAAUCGGUUUGCUUACCUGGGUAAUGGCUUUGCGGCGCGCGAGUUUGACGGCAGCGACCUCUCGUGGUAUCUUGGUUGUUUAGAUGGUGAGGAUAUCCAGCCCGAGCUGCCAGAUGAGGAUUUUCAUAUAUUCAUGGAGUAGUGGUAGUCCU